Messenger RNA from Ceratina calcarata, 1905 nucleotides. RefSeq names its product progestin and adipoQ receptor family member 3. Gene Ontology annotation, molecular function: signaling receptor activity. Bases 503 to 1561 code for a protein of 352 amino acids. The transcript has 8 exons. The record is from RefSeq and is a predicted model, not a curated record. NCBI's taxonomy places the organism in Eukaryota, Metazoa, Arthropoda, Insecta, Hymenoptera, Apidae. Gene Ontology annotation, cellular component: membrane.
AAUUGUCCCCUCAGACAAAAAGACUCGAUACUUAUGUAUAUUUCCAUAUUUAUAAGCAGUUUGCAUACGCAGCUGAUCCGCGUUUGCGUAAUAUACAUAUUAAAUGAGAAUCGAAAAUACGAGUUUAUUUUUCAAUAUCUCCUGGCCGUUAUUUCGUAAACCAAGAAAGAGUAAACAGUAAGACAUAUAUUAGAAAAUGUAUAUUCUAAAUGAAAUUACACGUCAACCGGAAGAGUUUUAAGUGCUGGAAAUUUCAACGAAAGAGACUACAGACUACAGUUUUCUAAAAACGGAAACAUACGGUUUCUACUUUCUCGUACAUUAAACGCGAAUGAUUGUUCAGAACGCGUGAAAGGAAGUGAACAGAUGUCUUAUAAACAACUGUCAAACAUUUCAUUAAUUUUGUCAGUGUAAUCGAAUUCCGUUUUUUUGAAGACGUUUCUAUAAUAACAUCUUCGGACAUCAAAAUUGGACGUGAUUGCGUGGUAUUUAAGUAAUUUCAAUGAUGAAAUUACUAGCAGGGGUCGAAGAGGUGAGCGACGAAAAUGUGAAGCAAUCGGACGACAAUCAGUCGCAGAACAAUAACCAUGAAAAGCAACCGAAAACGGAUAUUGCACAAGAAACGGUCAAGUUAAUUACCGGCGAGGUAUACCGGCCGUGCUCCAAGAAACUGGAGGACUCUCCUUUUAAAGGUAAAAUCACGCCUGAAGAUGAGGAGAAAAUGAGACGACUUCUUCCUUACGAAGAAGCGGCUGAAUAUCUUCAACACAAUCCUUACAUUCUCCACGGAUACCGAGGAUAUCUUACUACAAAAUUAUGUAUAGAAAGUAUAUUUUGGUGGACAAACGAAACAGUGAAUAUAUGGAGUCACAUAUUCGGCUGGAUGUUAUUCUGCGGUCUGACUCUGUACGAUCUUUGUCUACUGAAUAUCCACGCGCCUUUCAGCGACAAGAUGAUAGUAGCUCUUUUACUGAUCUGUUUCCAGGCAUGCAUGAUAUUAUCAUCGAUAUAUCAUACGUUUUCCUGCCGAAGCGAGAAAGACUAUUGGUGCCUUUUAUCGUUCGACUUGUUUGGCAUAGCUUUAAGCCUACUGUCAAUAUACAUGUCGGGCGUUUACUACGCUUUUUGGUGCCAUAAGGAGUUACAGAGCUUUUAUUUGAUAACCGUGUUGGUAAUUUUUAUAUUUGCAAUGAUUCUGCAAAUACCAAAGCUGAACGUGAAUGGUAAUGUCAAGCUAGUCGUAUUCGUCGCCUGGGCGGCUUAUGGAGUGCUCCCAACGCUGCAUUGGAGCAUCGCUAUGGGUGGUCUGGAAAACCCGAUCGUUAGAAUGCUUCUUCCGAGGGUAUUAGGAAUGUAUGUUAUUAGCGGAGUGGCGUUCAUUAUUUAUUUAAGCAAAAUACCAGAACGAUUCUGUCCAGGAUGGGUAGAUUACAUUGGGUCUUCUCAUCAAUGGUGGCAUGCGUUAGUAGUGCUGGCCCUUUACUAUUGGCACAAUACUGGAAUGCUUUACGUGGAAUACAGAAUGAAUCACGGAUGCCCAAGCAAUAUAAAGCUGUUAUGACAAACGGAGACUGACGACCAUUCAGGCCUUGGCUUUAAUAUGGAAUGUGCUUGCGCUAUGGAAUUCAAUGUUUGGUCGUCAGAAUACUAUAACAAAUUAUCAUUCCACUCUACUGAGAAGAACGCUACUUGCGUAAUGGAGAAUCCACUGCAAGCGUACUCUUGUCAACGGGUACCCUGAUCUUACAAGAUCUACACGCACGUACAUAUCACCAGGCAUAUUGGAAAGAAAACACGAUAAUUCACGUUAACAAUAUGUGACGUAUACUGAUAUUAGUAACUUUUAUUUAUUUUGUAUUUAUAAAUUUUAAAUAGACGUAUUUCGUUUUCUUUUUAUUAUUUUAA